Messenger RNA from Penicillium argentinense, 3051 nucleotides. RefSeq lists its product as uncharacterized. The record is from RefSeq and is a predicted model, not a curated record. NCBI's taxonomy places the organism in Eukaryota, Fungi, Ascomycota, Eurotiomycetes, Eurotiales, Aspergillaceae. The transcript is spliced from 2 exons. The coding region runs from base 1 to 3051 and encodes 1016 amino acids.
AUGGCGAUUUUCCAGACAACCAUGAUGGUCUUCUUGGCCCAUAUCAUUUUCCUCCUCGGCCUGCCGACUGCACUCGUGGGCGCCGUGCCGGUGACUCCCAACGUCCCCGAACUUGCGCUUAAUACUGUCUCGAAAGUGGCGGACUCUGUCACUGGCUCCAGCUCCGGGUUCUGGAUGGCCGAAAUCAAGCGACAGGGCACGUCGCCUUUCAACAGCAAUGCCAACUACAAGGUUUUCCGCAACGUGAAGGACUUUGGCGCCAAGGGUGAUGGAUCCACCGAUGAUACCGCUGCCAUCAACAAGGCUAUUUCCUCCGGAGGUCGCUGCGGAAAGGGUUGUGACUCGUCGACUAUCACUCCCGCCCUGGUGUAUUUCCCUCCUGGUACCUACCUGGUGUCUAAGCCUAUUCAGCAGUUUUACUACACCCAGAUUGUCGGUGAUGCAGUUGAGCUCCCUGUUAUCAAGGCCUCCGCUGCUUUCGCCGGCAUGGCCGUAAUUGACUCCGACCCGUAUGAGGACAACGGUGACAACUGGUUCACCAACCAGAACAACUUCUUCCGCGGUAUUCGUAACCUGGUUGUUGACCUCACUGCCAUGCCCAAGGGCUCUGGCGCUGGUAUCCACUGGCAGGUCGGUCAAGCUACCAGUCUGCAAAACAUUCGCUUCGAGAUGGUCAAGGGUGGCGGCGCUGCCAACAAGCAGCAGGGUAUCUUCAUGGACAAUGGCUCCGGUGGUUUCAUGACUGACCUCACCUUCAACGGCGGUAACUACGGAAUGUUCCUGGGUAACCAGCAGUUCACCACCCGCAACCUGACUUUCAACGGCUGCCAGACUGCCAUCUUCAUGAACUGGAACUGGGCCUGGACCUUCAAGUCUCUCGAUAUCAACAACUGCGAAGUCGGUCUGAACAUGUCUACCUCGCCCAGCAACCAGACUGUGGGUUCCGUUAUGAUGCUGGAUAGCAAGCUCACCAACACUCCCACUGGUGUCGUCACUGCUUGGGACAAGGACAGCGUUCCGAUCGGUGGUGGUACCCUCAUCCUCGACAACGUUGACUUCUCCGGCUCCAAGAUCGCUGUCACUGGCGCUAAUGGUGACUCUAUCCUCGAGGGUGGCUCUGUCGUCAAGAACUGGGUCCAGGGCAACACCUAUUCGCCCAACUCGUCCGUUGGCAAGCGCGCCUACUCUCCCGACUUUUCGGACUCCGACCAAGAAGUUAUCACUGUCGUCGAGACUGUGAUGCACACUGUUAGUGCUUGUGCCGCUACCAAUGGCGGAGCUGCCAGUACCCUCGCCACGAACGAAGCGCCUGCUCCCUCUUCAUCUGCUUCGACCGAAGACAAGGUCACUCCUCUGCCUGCUGGCACUGACAGUGCUGACCGCACAGUCACCAUCUCCUCGCCCUCGGUCUCUGGUCUUCCUGGCAUGGACAACAGCUGGAUAUCUAUCCUUCUUGGCUCCACUGGAUCGUACGAGGGGCCUGUUUCCACUCCCGAGGCCGCUACCGAUGCCAGUUCUGUUGUCGUUCCAUCUGCCAACCAGGUUCCUGCCCAGCCCGAUACCUCUGUCAGCCAGGUCCCUGUCGUUAGCCAGUCCACUGCUACUCCUGUCAUUGUCCAGUCUACCGCUGGCUCUGGUUCUGGUUCAGGCUCUGGUUCUGGCUCCGGCUCCGGCUCUGGUUCUGGCUCUGGAUCUGGCUCCGGCUCUGGUUCUGGUACUGAAACUUCGAGCUCCGUCAUCUCUCAGGGCACCAGCUCUAGCUCUGGAUCUGAAUCCGGCUCUGGCUCCAGCAGUGGCUCCGGUACCUGCAGCUCUCACCAGGCCGUCUCUUCUGCUCGCAUCCAGAGCACUAUGAAGUCCUCUGGCAUGCCCGAGGGUCUCCUUAACAAUGGUGCUGUGUUCGAGCGGUCCAAGCCUCUGUACGAGAGCGUUCCUGCUUCCUCCUUCGUCAGUGUCAAGUCCGCUGGUGCCAAGGGUGAUGGUUCCACCGAUGAUACCGAGGCCAUCCAAAAGGUCCUGAACAGCGCCACCUCCGACCAGAUUGUUUACUUCGACCACGGGGCAUAUGUCAUCACCUCUACCCUCAAGAUUCCCAAGAACAUCCGCAUCACUGGUGAGAUCUGGCCUCAGCUCAUGGCUCACGGUGCCAAGUUCUCGGACGCGAAGAACCCAGUUCCCUUCAUCCAGGUUGGCGAGAAGGGCGAGACCGGCUCCGUCGAGAUGAGCGACCUGAUCAUUACCACCAAGGGCCCCACUGCCGGCGCCAUCCUCAUGGAGUGGAACAUUGCUGGCUCUUCUCAGGGCUCUGCCGGUCUGUGGGAUGUCCACUUCCGCAUUGGUGGUGCUGCCGGUACUGGUCUGCAGAGUGACAAGUGCAAGAAGACCCCCAAGAGCAAGACCACCCCCAAGGAGGAGUGCACUGCUGCCUUCAUGCUGCUUCACGUUACCCAGAAGGCCAGUGGUUACUUCGAGAAUAACUGGUUCUGGACCGCCGACCACGAGCUCGACCUUGAUGACCACUCCCAGAUCAACGUUUACACUGGCCGUGGUGUCCUCAUUGAGUCCCAGAAGCCCGUCUGGCUGUGGGGUACCUCCUCUGAGCACCACCAGCUCUACAACUACCAGGUCUCGAGCGCCGAGAACGUCUUCAUGGGCCUCAUUCAGACUGAGACUCCUUACUAUCAGUCCAACCCCACCGCUCUGGUACCUUACACCCCCCAGAAGUCCUGGAACGAUCCCGACUUCUCAUCCUGCAUAACUGCGUCCUGCCGCAAGGCCUGGGGUCUCCGUGUCAUGAACUCUUCGGAUCUCUUCAUCUACGGUGCUGGUCUUUACAGCUUCUUCGAGAACUACGGUCAAUCCUGCCUCAACUCCGAGGAUUGCCAAGAGAACAUGGUCGAGGUGGACUGCUCCGACGUCCACAUCUACGGUCUCAGCACCAAGGCCGCGGUCAACAUGGUCACCUCUUCGGAGGGCAAGAGCAUGGUUCCCGAGGCCGAGAACACGAGCAACUACUGCUCUACGAUUGCUCUGUUCGAGCAGACGGUUUAA